Messenger RNA from Anopheles funestus (African malaria mosquito), 2449 nucleotides. It is a transcript of the gene Septin2, whose product is annotated as septin-2. Gene Ontology annotation, cellular component: septin complex; septin ring; cell division site. NCBI's taxonomy places the organism in Eukaryota, Metazoa, Arthropoda, Insecta, Diptera, Culicidae. Gene Ontology annotation, biological process: cytoskeleton-dependent cytokinesis. The transcript is spliced from 4 exons. Bases 103 to 1356 code for a protein of 417 amino acids. Gene Ontology annotation, molecular function: GTPase activity; GTP binding; molecular adaptor activity. The record is from RefSeq and is a predicted model, not a curated record.
UGACGUAAUGCGUCAUCGGAGAAAAAGAAGCGAAAGAAGUUUAGCUGGAAUCAAACACGCCAAACAAUAGUUUAUUUCAUCUCAACAAUCCUUGGAAUCACGAUGGCGGCCGCGGACGUUGCAGUGAUGAAGAAUGAUCUAACACGCUCGUUGAAACAAUCGGGACAUGUCGGAUUCGACAGCUUACCCGAUCAGUUGGUCAGCAAGAGCGUCCAAAAUGGAUUCGUGUUUAACAUUAUGUGCAUCGGAGAGACGGGUCUCGGCAAGUCGACACUGAUGGACUCGCUGUUCAACACGAAUUUUGAAUCGCAGCCAAGUCCUCACACGCUCCCGAGUGUUAAGCUAAAGGCACACACGUACGAGCUGCAAGAGAGCAUGGUUCGGCUAAAGCUGACGAUCUGCGAUACGGUUGGUUACGGCGACCAGAUCAAUAAGGACGACUCGUUCAAGGCGGUAGUCGACUAUAUUGAUCAGCAGUUCGAGGCAUUCCUGCAGGAGGAGCUCAAGAUUAAGCGCUCACUGUCGACGUACCACGACAGCCGUACGCACAUCUGUCUGUAUUUCAUCUGUCCCACCGGACAUGGGUUGAAGUCGCUCGAUUUGGUAUGCAUGAAGAUGCUCGAUUCGAAGGUCAACAUCAUUCCGAUCAUCGCCAAGGCAGACACGAUCUCAAAAACGGAGUUGGCCAAAUUUAAGGCAAAGAUUAACGAUGAACUUCGUGUGAACGGUGUCCAGAUCUAUCAGUUCCCGACCGAUGACGAAUCGGUGGCGGAAGUGAACACCACGAUGAACUCGCACAUUCCAUUUGCGGUCGUGGGCAGUACGGAUUUUGUGCGAGUCGGCCAGAAGACGGUACGGGCACGCCAAUAUCCGUGGGGUACGGUACAGGUGGAGAACGAAGCGCACUGCGAUUUUGUGAAGCUGCGUGAAAUGUUGAUCCGCACAAACAUGGAGGAUAUGCGCGAGAAGACGCACACGCGCCAUUAUGAACUGUACCGGCAGAAGCGGCUGGAGGAGAUGGGAUUCACCGAUGUGGACAGCGACAAUAAGCCGGUAUCGUUUCAGCAGACGUUCGAGGCGAAGCGCAGCAACCAUCUGGCUGAGCUGCAGGCCAAGGAGGAUGAGGUACGCCAGAUGUUUGUAGUUCGCGUAAAGGAGAAGGAAGCUGAGUUGAAGGAGAGCGAAAAGGAGCUCCAUGCCAAAUUCGACAAGCUAAAGAAGGAUCAUGCCGAAGAGAAGCGCAAACUGGAGGAAUCGCGCAAAAAGCUGGAGGAAGAGUUCGUCGAAUUUAAUCGGCGCAAAUCACAGAUGACGGCACACCAUACGCUAACGCUGGGCAAGAGCAAAAAGAAAUGAACUUCCUAACGAAUGCAUGGAUGUGCGUUCCGGAUAGAUUCGUUACAAAAUACGCAACGCAUUGUUUCCAACUUUCUGCUCUCUUUCUCUCUUUCUCCUUCUAUUGUCGAAUUUUGUUUCGCUUUCAAUGCAGAAUUUGGCGAAUUUAUGUGGGAUUAGUUUUAGAAUGUGGCACAUUUCUUCCCCUCGUUUGAAGUAUCAAUUUAUUUCAUAAUUGUCUUGGCAGCAACACAAGGGUUCGGUGGCUUCGGUGUUGUUUAACAGAAAACUAUCGUACGAAACAAACCAAACAAAAAUGUAAUGUGCAAAAGUUUAUUAUUACAACGAUAGAAGCUGUACAAGGAACGUUUUAAAAAAAUGUGUUGAAAAGAAGCAUAGCCAAAAUUAUAAAAAAAUGAAAAAAGAAUAUAUAUGUACACUUUUUGACAAGGCUUCUCUUUCUGUAGGUGCACGGGAAAUAGAUAGAGUAUUACCUACCCAACCAAAAACAAAGAAAGAUUUAGCUCGACCAAGUUUAAUUGUAGAAAAAUUUCACUACGAAACCGCAAAGGCCAGUCUCACGUAAUGAAUACGGAUGCAUUCGAAUGGGGGCAUAAAUUAGCAAUGUUUUCCAUUUGCUUGCAGCCGUCCGGUGGGACUGAGUCCAUUUGUGUGUCGCGAUUAUUAAAUGUGAAAAGUGGAAAAAGUAUUGAAUUAACAAAUUUUAUCGAGACAUUUUUUCCCCCAUCUUAUUUGCAACGUAUAUCGUUCCAGGGUAUGAAAAAUAAAUUUUAUAUAUAAACGAUUUUAUUUUAAGCCAGAAUCGCACUAAAUGCAAAAUACGCAAACAGAUCUAAAAAAAGAAACAAAUUAAAUAAACAAAAGAAAAAGAAAUAGAGUAGAGUAGCGAGUUGGCAGCUGAAGUGGAAAGUAUGCAGACACGACAAGAUUUUAUUUACUAUUUCCAUUUGGUUUUGCUUAGUAGCGCAGUAAUACCAGCAAUGUUUUAACGGACUGUCUUUGCUGCGUGUUACGCAUGAAUCAUCCAUAUUUAAUGUAACUCUAUACCGCCUAAAAUACAGUCUGUUUGAUGAUUUAAGUAAGAUAAAAAGAA